AAUAGAGGUCUCCCUCCUCCUCUCUUCCCCAUCCUCCCGCUAGCCAUCUCUUUCCAGUGCUGAGAAAGAUGAAGGCAUAUUCCUUCCUCUUCCUGUGUGUUGUGCUCCUUGGCCUCCUCCUCAACCAGGCUCCGACCACAAAGGCGGCGACGUGCAACCCUUCCGAGCUGAGCCCGUGCGCUGGCGCGAUCUUGCGCUCGUCGCCGCCGACCUCUGCUUGCUGUGCUAAGCUCAAGGCGCAGCAGCCCUGCUUCUGCCAGUAUACGAAGAAUCCAAGUCUGCGCGGCUACAUCAACUCCCCCAACAGCCGGAAAGUGGUUGCUGCCUGCGGUGUAUCGAUUCCUCGCUGUUGAUCUGGUCGAUCUUUCUCGCUAUCUCAGGAGAGUUGAAUGAGAGAGUGAGAGAGAGAGAACUUUAGCUAUGGUUGCAAACUAUAAGGUGAUGGAGUGGCUCUAGUGUCAGUGCCUGCCAUGUGUUGGUGGGUGCUGGUUUUUAAGUGUCGAAGGCCUCGCCUCCUCAUUGUCUGUUCCAUGUGAUGUUGGUGAGGAGGGCUUGCGCCUUGUCUCUAAUAUAGUAUGGACUAUCUUAAAUAAUAACAACUACUGGUGUUGUUCUUGAGAA
Messenger RNA from Phoenix dactylifera (date palm), 621 nucleotides. Lineage: Eukaryota; Viridiplantae; Streptophyta; Magnoliopsida; Arecales; Arecaceae. The record is from RefSeq and is a predicted model, not a curated record.